AUGCCCACAAGUACUGCACCCACGUUCACAAGUACUCGCUCCACGCCCAAGUACUGUACCCACGCCCACAAGUACUCACUCCAUGCCCACAAGUACUUCAUCCACGCCCACAAGUACUUGCUCCACGCCCACAAGGACUCAUUCCAUGCCCACAAGGACUGUACCCACACCUACAAGUACUCGCUCCAUGCCCACAAGUACUCGCUCCACACAAACAAGUACGGUACCCACGCCCACAAGUAUUCACUCCACGCCCACAAGUACUGUACCCACGCCCACAAGUACUCGCUCCACCCCCACAAUUACUCGCUCCACACCCACAAGUACCGUACCCAUGCCCACAAGUACUUGCUCCACACCCACACGUACCGUACCCAUGCCCACAAGUACUCACUCCACACCCACACGUACUGUACCCAUGCCCACAAGUACUCGCUCCACACCCACAAGUACUGUACCCAUGCCCACAAGUACUCACUCCAUGCCCACAAGUACUGUACCCAUGCCCACAAGUACUCACUCCAUGCCCACAAGUACUGUACCCAUGCCCACAAUUACUCACUCCACACCUACAAGUACUGUACCCACACCCACAAUUACUUGUUCCAAGCCCACAAGUAUUCACUCCACACCCACAAGUACCCUCUUCACACCUACAAGUACUGUACCCACACCUACAAGUACUUGCCCCACACCCAGAUAUAUUGUACCCACAUCUACAAGUAUUUGCUCCACACCUACAAGUACUCGUUCCAUGCCCACAAGUACUGUCUCCACACUUACAAGUACUCGCACCAUGUCUACAACUACUCGUCCCACGCCCACAAGUAUUGUACCCACCUACAAUACUCGCUCCACCCCUACAACUACUCAUUCCAUGCCCACAAGUAUUGUACCCACACCUACAAUACUCGCUCCAUGCCAACAACUACUUGUUCCACUCCCACAAGUAUUGUAUCCAUACCUACAAAUAUGCCUUCCAUGCCCACAAGUACUGCCUCCACACCUACAAGUACUCAUUCCACAUCCACUUGCUCCACCCCCAAAAGAUGGGUGACCUGA
Molecule: messenger RNA, 1062 nt
Organism: Neoarius graeffei (lesser salmon catfish)
Lineage: Eukaryota; Metazoa; Chordata; Actinopteri; Siluriformes; Ariidae
Product: histidine-rich protein PFHRP-II-like
Exons: 1
Coding region: 1-1062 (353 amino acids)
Source: RefSeq, a predicted model, not a curated record